GUGUGGAAUAAGUGGAACGGUCAACAGUAAAAUUUCACCUAUAAAAAUCGUGUUCGACCCUCUCUUGCACGAAACACAAUAGAUUUUCUCAAUUUUAAUUGCUAGGGUUUCUGUAUACCUGUCUCUCUCGCAUUCAACCGGCGCACAUACAUACAUACAACUACUCAACUAUCUAAUUUCCGAUCGUUCUUUCAAUUUUCUGGAAUUCUUCUGCUUCUGAAUUGAAUUUGUGAAGCGUUGAUCGGUGAAUUUCGAAGAAAAAAAAAGAUGCCACCGAGAGUGACGAAGAAAACCGCGGCGGGGCCGGGUAGCAAGCGAGCUGUGCGGGGGCGGGGUGCGGCGGCGAAGUUGCAGGCCGGAAUUGACCUGAAGGAAUCAAACAUGAAAGCGGAGGAGGUCGACGAGUUUGAGGCUGCCGAUGCAGUGAGGGUUGAGGAAGAAAAAGCACCCGUAGUUACGGCGGAGGAGACGGAACCUGAGGAGAUUGUGAAGACGGAUGAUAAUGAAGACGAUUCUUCCAUGAAGAACAAUGAGGCUAAAGAGUCUCUGGAUGAUUGUGAGCGGCUAGACUUGGAGGAUAACGAGCCUGAAUAUGAACCUGAAGAGGAUGGUGGUGUAGAUUAUGAUCCUUCAGAAUUGGGAGGUGAAGUAGAGGAAGAUCCUGAGGAAAUUUACAUCGAGGAAGAAGGCGAUGCGGUAGAGGAGGAAAUGGAAGGUGUACAUGAUGUACUUGAACCUGAGGAAGACGGGCAGCGUGUAGAGGAGCGUGCUGAGAUGUUUGAUACUGCCGAGGAAGAUGAACACCAUGAAGUUUUCAAAGAAAGACGCAAGCGGAAGGAAUAUGAAAUAUUUGUUGGGGGAUUGGACAAGGAUGCCAGUGAGAGUGAUCUUAGGAAAGUUUUCAGUGAAGUUGGUGAAGUUACUGAAGUGAGACUCAUGAUGAAUCCUCUAACGCAAAAGAACAAGGGUUUUGCAUUCUUGCGUUUUGCAACUGUGGAGCAAGCAAAACGAGCUUGUGCUCAGCUGAAAAACCCAGUGGUUCAUGGCAAGCAGUGUGGUGUUACCCCAAGCCAGGACAGUGAUACUCUAUUUUUAGGAAACAUAUGCAGGACAUGGACAAAAGAAGCUUUGAAAGAAAAGUUAAAGAACUAUGGUGUUGAUAAUAUCGAGGAUUUGACAUUGGUUGAAGACAGUAACAAUGUAGCGAUGAACAGAGGAUUUGCCUUCUUAGAGUUUUCCUCCCGAUCCGAGGCCAUGGAUGCUUACAAGCGUCUACAGAAGAGGGAGAUAAUGUUUGGUGUUGAUAGGCCUGCUAAGAUUUCGUUCGCAGAUUCCUUCAUUGACCCUGGCGAUGAAAUCAUGGCCCAGGUUAAGACUGUGUUUGUGGAUGGUCUAUGUGCUUCUUGGGACGAGGAACACAUCAGGGGACUCCUCAAAAAAUACGGAAAGAUUGAGAAAGUUGAGCUUGCUCGUAAUAUGCCAUCUGCCAGGAGAAAGGAUUUUGGAUUUGUCACGUUUGAUACCCAUGAUGCUGCAGUAACUUGUGCUAAAAGUAUCAAUAAUGAGGAAUUAGGUGAAGGAGAUAAUAAGGCUAAAGUGAGAGCCAGACUGUCAAGACCACUUCAAAGGGGCAAAGGAAAACAUGUUGCUCGAGGAGAUUUUCGGCCUGGACGUGGAUCUAUUGGAGGUGUUAGGAGUCCAUGGGGCCGCCCUGUUCCUCAUAGUAUCCCUCUUCGUGGCACCAGAGGAAUUGGACCACGUUUUCCUCCUGUAGUUGAUCGCGGCUUUAAAAGGCCUGCUGUUAUUCGAGACAGAAGACCUGUUAUGGAUGCCCCUCCAAGGGGCAGGCCUGUUGCUCCUUUGCCGAGGUCCUAUGAUAGGAGACCACCUGUUCCGUCAUACCCAAAGAGUGGUGGUUUCAAGAGGGAUUAUGGUCAGAGGGAGGAGCUUCACCCUAGAAGCAGAGCCCCAGUAGACUAUAAUCCCAGAGCAACUUCAGAUAGACGCCCACCCUACAGAGAGGAUUAUCCUCACCCUCGUGAAUCUGGUUACCCAGAUUUGCCUAGAAGCGUCACAUCAAGACCUGCACCAAGAAGAGCAUAUGUUGAUGACGGUUAUAGUAAUCAAAGGUAUGAAAGGCCACCUCCAACUUACCGCGAAGGACGUGGGCGCGAAUAUGAUUCUAUGCCUGGGACAAAACGCCCAUACUCCGCUGUGGAUGAUGCUCCUCCUCCACGCUAUGCUGAGGCAGGAAUGCGCCACUCUCGUGCUCGUGUGGAUUAUGAUCUUGGUCCAAGUGCUUCUCAUCACUACGGCGACGCAUACAGUGAUAGGUUUGGGAGAUCAAAUGUAGGAUAUGGUGGAAGCAGUGGAAGCAGAAGCUCUUUGUCUAGUCAAGACUCUCAUGGGAUGUACAGUGGUCGUCCGGGUAUGAGCUAUGGUGGAGGCCCUUAUGGUGGUAGUGAUGCUGGUGGAAUGUACUCGUCAAGCUAUGGUGGUGAUUAUAUGCCUCGUGGGAGUGAUGUUGGUGGAAGCUCUUACUCCUCGUCGCUCUAUCCUGGACGCGGUAUGGGUGGUAAUAAUUACAUGGGAGGCAGUGGUUCCGGGUCUUACUAUUAAGAUUAAAUGGAUAAACACUCUGAAGCCAUAGUUUACGCAUCCGUUUUCGAGGGUGCUAUACUCGGCAGAUAUGGAGCAAUAUGGUUAUGGUUAACUUGUGUAUGGCAGAAACUGGAAUUAAGACGAGGCUGCUCUACUGUAGGACGAUGAUGGUUUGAAGUUUGGACCUUUAAUGCAACUCGUGUAUCCCGAUGAAGUGAUAUAAAUGACAUUCCAUGACCUGGAAGAGAGACUCUGAGUAGAAUCUUUAGGUGGCUGUAUAACGGACCGACGUAUUUAAAGAUCUGGUUUGGAUUUCAUCCUAUUUAUUACUAAUGCUGUAAGGACACAUAGUUUUUUCAGAACUUAAACGGGGACAUGUUCACCAGCUUGCGAUAAUUUAUAAACAAUGUCUUUUAGUACUCCUAUUGUUUGUCAGUGGAAAAAAAAUGGAAAAAGUAUAUACUAUCCGUUCAGAGGGUAAUUUAAUACUGAACUGAUGAAGCUACACGUGGUGUUGAAGGGCCACAUGUACUUCUAUUUGGUGCAAGGUUUUGGAUGAAGCAUUUCAAA
This is a messenger RNA of Erythranthe guttata (spotted monkey flower), 3171 nucleotides long. RefSeq names its product RNA-binding (RRM/RBD/RNP motifs) family protein. The record is from RefSeq and is a predicted model, not a curated record. Gene Ontology annotation, molecular function: RNA binding. NCBI's taxonomy places the organism in Eukaryota, Viridiplantae, Streptophyta, Magnoliopsida, Lamiales, Phrymaceae.